Messenger RNA from Hipposideros armiger (great roundleaf bat), 4521 nucleotides. It is a transcript of the gene CBX7, whose product is annotated as chromobox 7. Gene Ontology annotation, cellular component: PRC1 complex. The record is from RefSeq and is a predicted model, not a curated record. The coding region runs from base 765 to 1481 and encodes 238 amino acids. The transcript is spliced from 6 exons. Gene Ontology annotation, biological process: negative regulation of transcription by RNA polymerase II. Lineage: Eukaryota; Metazoa; Chordata; Mammalia; Chiroptera; Hipposideridae.
UAACAUCUGUUUAUGGUGAGUGAUACUGGUUUUCCCACUUGUGGAAGUCAUAUACAGUCUGCUUUUAAAAUAAAAUUAUGUAAACUAAAAAGCGAGCUGCUCUGAAGGCAAAUACUAAGCGAAUGACAGUGCAGGUGGAACGAGGAAGGCUGAGCUGUCUCAGCCCAGGUCUGUCCUGUCCUACAGAGGGUGCGCUCUGGUCUGGGAGUGCUAGAAACCCCCAGGGGAAAUCCCAAGGGGGUCUGCCAUGUGACCACUGCACCAUUCAGUCACUGGACACUUACUAAAUCCUGCUGUGUGCCAGGCCCUGCUACAAGGGCACUUCCACCCUGGCCAUGAUGGCACAGAUGUGUGCCAAAGAGGGAGGGCAGCGAAGGCUGUGCUGGGGCUGGGGUUUGAGGAGGAGUGGGGACAGAACAGUACUAAGCACAGAGCACUUCCUGUGUGCCAGGCACUGCGCUAAACAUUUAGAUACAUGAACACAUUUAAUCAGCACAAGAGCCUUUUACCGGUGGGGAAAUCGAGGCACAGAGACAUUAAGUAAAUUGUUCAAGGUCGUACAGCAAGCAAGGGCAGUGCUGGGAUUUGAACCCAGGAAACUGGGCUCAGAGCCUCUGCCCUUUGCCACCUUUUCUUGUCUCUUCUAGGAAGGGAAUCUGGGACUUACAGGCCCUGCCCCCUUCCAGGCACCAGGGGCUCCUGAGGUGAACAUGGAGUCUCAUUGGGAGUUGGACACGUGUAGGGCGGUGUGAUCAGUGCUCAGAAUGAGGUACAGCACGUGGGAGCCAGAAGAGCACAUCCUGGACCCCCGCCUGGUCAUGGCCUAUGAAGAGAAGCCUCGUUCUCUCUGCUGUAAGCUGGGCCACCCCAAUAACUCCUGCCGCAACUUCCCCAUAAGGGAGGAGAGAGACCGAGCGUCGGGGUAUAGGAAGAGAGGUCCGAAACCCAAGCGGCUUCUGCUGCAGCGGCUGUACAGCAUGGACCUGCGGAGCUCCCACAAGGCCAAGGGCAAGGAGAAGCUCUGCUUCUCUCUGACGCGCCCACUCGGCAGCGGGAGCCCCGAGGGGGUGGUCAAGGCAGGGACGCCCGAGCUGGUGGACAAGGGCCCCUUGGUGCCCACCCUGCCCUUCCCGCUCCGCAAGCCCCGCAAGGCCCACAAGUACCUGCGGCUCUCACGCAAGAAGUUCCCGCCCCGCGGGCCCAACCUGGAGAGUCACAGCCAUCGACGGGAGCUCUAUCUGCAGGAGUCACCAGCCCAGGAUGUUCUGCAGGCGGCCAGCGAGUGGGAGCCUGCCGAGCAGCCCCCCGAAGAGGAGGUUGUCGCAGAGGCAGACCUGGCCGAGGGGCCCCCUCCCUGGACACCUGCGCUCCCCACAAGUGAAGUGACAGUGACCGAUAUCACCGCCAACUCCAUCACCGUCACCUUCCGUGAGGCCCAGGCCGCUGAGGGCUUCUUCCGAGACCGCAGUGGGAAGUUCUGAAUCACCAUUUCUACUUUUCUUAAACUGUUUUCUUUUGGGCUUGGGGUGGGGACUUCCAGAGGUGGGGAGGGGUUGGGAGUGGGAUAAUUAUUUUAUUUAAAAAAAUAUGGAACAGGAAUGGGGGGAAGAUCCCAAUAGCCUCCCACCACCCUGCCCCUUUUUCUGGAGUGAUGUUUACAGAGAGGCCUCAGGGUCUGUUUGGGGGCUCGGGGUUGGGAGGCCUGGCACUGCUCUGUCAGUUGGGGCAUCAUCUCCAGGUCAGGAUGGGGACAGAGCCACUCUCCCCUGGACACCUCCAUCACCAUUCUCCUCCAGAGACACAGCAGCUGGCCCUCAGAACUGCAGGAGGGUGGGAAGGCCCAAACCCUCCCCUUUGAGCAGCCUACUCCAGCCUUUCUGGUUGAUUUUCCUUUUCCUUUUUUUGUGGGGAGGGCUCUUUAUUUGUAACUUUGCACUCCAGCUUUUGGUGGGAUUGGAGGCUGCCUUGAUCAGGAGUGAGGGUCAGAAAGAAGGCUGAGGAGGAAGUUGGAGGUUGCUGCGGUGUGCCCUGUGUGUCUGAUAGCCUUCAGAGAGGUCUCUGCCUUUCCCUGGGGGCAGCUGCCAGCAGAGCCCCCUCAUCCCCCAUCACAGGCCUGUGAGAAACACUCAGCCACACAGGUGUGCGCACGCACACUGCCCCUCCCGCCCUCGUGAGUGUGUGCACGUGUCUGCAGACGUGUGCAGUGAGCCUUGCAAACCUCCUGUUUAGAAACCUUGAUCAGGUGAAUGUGGGGUGAUUCACAGUACAGAAGAACUUGCCACGGGCACCCCACACUCACCCCAUCUUGCAUGGCCCAUCACGUGACAGGAUCUAGCCCAACACCAUUUGCUGGAAGCUGUCGGCAGGAGUCUUGCCCUGGGCAAGAUGGCCUCCAACGCUCCAGGCACACAGAUGGGGUUUUGCGGCUUUGCCUGGCCAGCCGCAGGAGUGCAGGCGUCUGUGCAGAUGCGAUGCGCGGGGCGUCCGCACGGCUCUGAGGCACGCAGGCCCUGUGCUUCCUCCCUGAGGGGCUCUUGUUCUAGGGGCUCUUGUUCUCUCUGACUCAGGUGACUUUUCAGCCCUUCCCACUCCCCUCCGUUUCUGCCUUUCCCUCCGACUCAGCCCACCCUGGGUAUGGGCGUGGGUGGUCAGGGAGGGAGGGGUGUCCCACACGCUUCUCAGGGCAGCCUUGACCCCUGACCCUCUUCCUCCUUAGGUUUUGUGUCCCCUCCACACCCGUCCUAUUCGCCACAGCCGCCGGGGCUGGCCUUGUUUCCCCGUGGGGGACCUCUGCCAUGUCUUCCUGCGGUCAGGCUGUCCACAGGCCCGCCCCAUGUGCCCAGCGAAGGGCUGUGGCUGCCAGGAGGAAGGGGCACUUGCUCUCUAUUUGCACAAACUUGCCCUGUGGACUAGUAGCUCCCCCAGCAAUGAGGAACGACUCCCCUAUCCCAGCCCUGUAGAGGAGGAAAAGCCACAUUGUGGGGUGCCCCAGGGGAGCAGGCAAAAGGCUGACCCCCUCUACCCUUUGCCACUGCUGCCCGCCCUCCCCUGGCGCUCCUCCCCCUCCCUCUGUGCCCUGAGGAAGUCGGCAGAAGCCCUGCCCAGGCAAGGAUAGGGCCGUUUUCUCCCAGACCCCUUCUUCCCGAGUUCCCAAACCAAAGACAGCCUGCACCCCAUUUCUGUUUUGGGUACCCUGCUCGCAAGAUCCCCAAAUUCGUGGUCUCUCUCCCCUUCCUCCAUAAUCCUUCACUGUCCAGGGUCAAUUCAGUGCUUCCAUUGGGGGCGAUCCCUUCCUGGGUGACUUAAUCACCCCAAACCUGGGGAGUUGAAUCUACAGGAGUGAGCGGGGGUGGUCAGGAAAAGGAGCCCAGCUGUGGGACCCCUGGGAGGCGAAGGGCAGCUGGAGUUGGGGACUGUCCCAGGGCCCGUGCUCCCAGCAGAGCUGAGGGGGCUGGAGGGUGGGUGAGCAGGGGGGGCCUCUCUCUAAUAGAAUGCUGUUGGCUUAUGGCUUUGGGACAUGGCUGGCAGUUUCCAGUAGAAGUCAAAGUCCCUAUCCUUCUGGGGACACGAAAACGCUUCCUGCCUCACGGGCACUUUCCUGUGCAAUUUGCAGGAUUGGGGUUUAGGGGCUCUUUGGUGUAACGAGGCAGCUGUUUCUGUCAGCAGCAACAUAACACUUGCCUCGUACUCAGCCCUUGACACAGCUGAUGGCCUGUGUCUCAGGGAGGGCUGAACCCCACAGGAGCGGCUCCUUGGGGGAAGGGCUGUGGGCUGUUGGGACCUUUCCCCUCCACCCAUCAGGACAGAGACCUCUGUGAGGGGUUUGGUGUGGCUUGCAGGCCUCCUCCCAGCCCUGAGUGUCCCAGCCGGGCGGCAUGGCCUGAGCGGGGGCAAGGCGGACACUGACCUCCCACCCCAUCCCUCACCACCACCCAGAAGGCCAGUACAUUCGUGGGUGGGGGCCCAGAAACGUCGGACCACCUGCCCCUCCUUUCCCCCGCCCCCACCUGUUUGAAUGUAGAGACCAUUCGGUACUUUUCUUUUGCUGUGGGAUUGGACCGAGCAUGCGCUCCACCCCGGGCAAGGCCACUCAAUGCAGCAGCUGAGCCUGUCGGGCAGCGCAGUGGUCAUCGCCCCCUUGGUUCCAUUGCCAACUUCCUCCUGCUGUCCUGCUGGAGGAAGGCGCUAUGCUUCUGGAAGGUGGUAUAGCUUUUGCUUUAUAAGCGGCCAGCCUGGCCUCCAGGUCUCAGCACACGAACGCUUCCUUUGCACAGAAUGAGCGGUGAGCUUUGUUCAGACUUAAUGAAUGUAUUUGGGAGGGGUCGGGCACGAGUUGACCCCCAGCACAAGCCUUUUCUGAGUGGCUGUGUGCUGGGGAGAGCCAGAGUGGAUGCAGAGCUCGGUUUUAUUUUUGUACUGAUAUUGGUAAGAGACUGUAUAGCAUCUAUUUAUUUAGAUGAUUUAUCUGGUAAAUGAGGCAAAAAAUUAUAAAAAAUACAUUAAAGAUGAUUUUAAAAAAAA